AUGGAUGAUGAUGCAAUUGAUAGAUUGGUAGCAGAGUCAAUGAGAGAGAUUCAGUCAAAGAUCGAUUCACUGUCAGAGCAAAACCAAUUUCAUAACUCUAUAGCUUUGUGGAGAGAGGAACGUGAUAAAAUGAGAUCUAUAUUCAACCAGUUCUGUCUCUCACCUUCAAAGUCUUUGUUUUUAGCUUGGUGGAGAACAUCGAUUGAGGAUAUUCGUAGAGCAUUAGUAUUAGCAUCGAUCGAAGAAUUGGAGGAGAUACCUGAAUAUUCGAAUCUAUCUGAUUCACUUUGUGUAGAGAUUAAAGAUACAGAAUCACUGAUCAGAGUUACCGGUGAUAGUGAUAAGUUUACAACGUUAUUCAAUCAUCUAGCAAACUCAAGAGAGAAUGAUAGAGGUGUUUUUCAAGGUCAAGAUGAUAUGAUAAAGAUUUACGGUGCUUCUCUAAAAGAUCCACAGAUCGCAAUUGAAUGUUUAUUGGUGAUGAGGAGUUAUUUAUUAUUAAAUUUUGUUGUAAAUAUUAUAUUGGUUUUUGAAACAGAGGCAAAUGAAUAUGUUGAAGUAGAAACAAUAAAUAAUAAUACAACAAAAUGUCACAACAAUAAUAUUAAGUUAUUAUCAGCUUUCAUUUAUCUAUGUUUACCAUCAUCAAUUCCAGCUUUAAUAAAUAUAAAUAUAAUCUUAAUAGUAAAUAUAAUUAUAUUUGGUUGUAAAGUUUACAAAAGUAAUCGUGUGUAUAUGUUUUGA
Messenger RNA from Heterostelium album PN500, 744 nucleotides. RefSeq lists its product as uncharacterized. Lineage: Eukaryota; Evosea; Eumycetozoa; Acytosteliales; Acytosteliaceae. Bases 1 to 744 code for a protein of 247 amino acids. The transcript is spliced from 7 exons. The record is from RefSeq and is a predicted model, not a curated record.